GUGGGCCGGGAGGAAAGUGAAUUGGUACAAGCGCAGUGGAGAGGAGCUGAUGAGAGGCGACUGGAUGACACGGAUAAGGGGCACCGUUUGAUCCCACAUGCUGCCACCUGCACGUACCCAUUAACCACAGUGAGACAGUCUGCAUUCCGGCUACAAGAUGUUCAGUUUGGGAGCGGAGCGUUUUGUCGCCCUGCUUCUCACUUGGGCUGGGAUUCUGCAGCUGCGACAUGUCAGCCGCUCAGAAUGGUGCUACAAUGAUCUGGUGUCCCCACUUUAUUUCACAUCUUUCGAUGCUUCCUCAAGAUAUUCCAUUCUGUAUGCCUCUAAUUUUGCACGAUUAUACGGUAGCAGUGGGUGGUCUCCAGCCCUUGGGGAUAAACUGCCCUGGCUUCAAAUUGAUUUACGACAGAAAUAUAAGAUCAUGGGAAUAGCUACUCAAGGGACCCAUAAUACUUACUAUGACUGGGUAACAAAGUACAUACUGCUGUAUGGGGACAGACCAGACAGCUGGAAGCCAUAUUUUCAGCAAGGAACUAACUGGACAUUCUUUGGCAAUGUCAAUUCAUCAGGGGUAAAAGAACAUCGCCUACAUUACCCAGUGAAAGCUCGAUAUGUUCGCUUCGUCCCGGUGGCAUGGAACCCAAAAGGAAAGAUUGGCCUUCGUGUGGGUCUUUUUGGCUGCCCAUAUCGUCAUGAUGUUUUGUCCUUUGAUGGAGAUGACCUCUUUUCCUACAAGCUUAAAGGGAAUAUUAGCCGAACCUUAAAUGACAGCAUAUCGUUCAACUUCAAAACACUGGAGAAAGAUGGGAUACUAAUGCACGCAGAGGGAUCGCAAGGAGAUUACAUCACACUCGAGCUUCAAAAGGCCCGUUUAAUAUUCCAGAUCAGUUUGGGCAACAGUCCCAUACACCCAGUAGACAGUCACACAGUUGUGAAGCUAGGAAGCCUUCUGGAUGAUCAGCACUGGCAUUCUGUCUAUAUUGAACGGCAAGGUCGUGACCUUAACAUAACUUUGGACGGAGAAACAAAAAGAGUUAAAUUAAAGGGAGACUUUGACCAACUGGACCUGGAAACUGAGAUAUUUUUUGCUGGGAUGGUUUAUCAAGAAAAAAGCAUCUCCCAUAAGCAAAACUUUAGAGGCUGCAUGGAAAAUAUUCUCUUCAAUGGCACUAACAUUGCUGACCUGGCACGCAGGAAGAAAUCCUCAAUAGCCUUUGUGGGGAAGGUCAAAUUCUCCUGUAUUGAGAUGCCCUACGUUCCAGUGACCUUUUCCGGUAUCAACAACUACCUUCUGAUUCCGGGUGUCCCUGCCAACCCGAAGAUGAUGGUGAGCUUUAAAUUUCGAACAUGGGACACAGUUGGACUACUGCUUUACACCAGUUUUACUGGUAACUUGGGUUCUCUGGAAAUGGCAUUGAGUGAAGGGCAGAUUAAUGUGUCAAUCUCCCAGCCACACACAAAGAAGCUGGUAUUUGCUGCAGGAUACCGGCUGAAUGAUGGUUUCUGGCAUUCAGUCUCAUUAGUGGCCAGAGAGAAUGCUGCUGUUGUUAUCAUAGAUGAAGAUGAAGGAGCAGAGUUUAAGGUGAACUAUGAGUUUCAGCUGAGAACAGGAGACACCUACUACUUUGGGGGUUGCCCAAAACCUGCAGCAGGAUCUGGCUGCUACUCAAACCAGACGGCGUUCCAUGGCUGCAUGCAGAUGAUCAAUGUUGAUGGGCAGCCGGUGGACUUACAUCGCAUGCAGCUGGGGUUGCUCGGGAGGUUCUCUGAGGUCAUGUUCAACGUUUGCGCCAUUGCUGAUAGAUGCAGACCUAAUCCGUGUGAGCAUGGGGGGCGUUGCUACCAGUCCUGGGAUGACUUCUUCUGCUACUGUGACAUGACUGGUUACAAGGGAGAGACCUGUCACAAGUCCCUCUUCAAAGAAAACUGUGAUGCCUACAGGGUUAGUGGCAAAUAUUCAGGCAAUUACACCAUAGAUCCUGAUGGCAGUGGACCAAUGAAACCAUUCUAUGUUUACUGCUCCAUAUCAGAGGAAAGAGCGUGGACUAUUGUGCAUCAUGACCGAUACUAUUCUACGAAAGUCAUCGGCUCCAGCCCAGACCAGCCGUUCUUAGGAGAGGUGAAUUACUUGAAUGCAUCUUGGGGAGAAGUAUCCGCACUUGCCAAUGGAUCUGAAUACUGCGAGCAGAGAAUCGAGUUUUCUUGCUACAGAUCUCGGCUCCUUAAUACACCAAAUGGGUUGCCAUUCAGUUUCUGGAUGGGAAGAAAUAAUGAAAGACACUUCUACUGGGGAGGAUCGAGCCCGGGAAUCCAGAGAUGCGCCUGCGGUAUUGACAAGGCCUGUGUCGAUCCAAAGCUUUUCUGCAACUGUGAUGCAGAUUACUCAUCAUGGAAUUAUGACAAAGGGCUGCUGAAGUUUCGUGACCACCUACCGGUCACACGAGUAGUCGUGGGAGAUACUAACAGGACCAGCUCUGAAGCUUGGUUUUCUGUGGGACCAUUACGCUGCUAUGGAGACAGAAACACCUGGAACACAGUGACGUUUAUGAAAGGUGCAAGUCUACUUUUCCCAACCUUCAAACCAGACACCAGCAUCGAUAUCUCCUUCUACUUUAAGACUACCUCCCGAUCUGGCACGUUCCUAGAGACAUCCGGGAACAGAUGUGGCUUUCCCUUGCAGCACACGUGGGACUUGAGAUAUGAGACUUUCUGGAUGGAUAUGUGGUAUAGAUGCCGGAAUUUUAUAAGGAUCGAGCUGAACAAAACGACAGAACUAGCCUUCAUCUAUGAUAUCGGCAAUGGUAUUGAAAAUGUUACUGUGAAGUCUCCCUUUAAGCUCAAUGAUAAUGAAUGGCACCAAGUGAAGGCUGAGAUGAAUGUCAAGCUGGCCAGGCUCAAGGUGGACAUACAGCCAUGGGCAAUCCGCAAAUUUCCUCUUCAGACCUACCUCAAUAUGACAUAUGAUCAGCCUCUCUAUGUAGGCACAGCAGAGCACAAAUUGAAACCGUUCCUUGGUUGCCUGCGUGCAUUGCGGAUGAAUGGUGUGACUUUGGAUUUAGAGGGCAAAGCCAAUGAAACAUUAGGUGUGAGAACCAACUGCACUGGAUAUUGUGAGAAACCACGUCUGGAGUGCCAGAACGGAGGCCGCUGUGUAGAAAGGUACAGUCACUACACCUGUGACUGUAAUGGAACAGGUUUUGAGGGACCAUUCUGUACAAGAGAUAUAGGGGCCUACUUUGAAAGCGGCACGUGGCUUCGGCACGGCAUUUUGUCAGCUGGCAUGGUUGCUGCACAGGAGUUUGCCAAUGUUGUAUAUAUGCCUCUGUUUGUGAACAACCUGACCCGUGAGGAGAUCUCCUUUAGUUUCAGAACUACAGCAGCUCCAGCUGUUCUUCUGUAUAUCAGCUCAUUCUCCUAUGAUUACAUAGCAGUACUCCUCAAGCCAGAUGGCACAUUACAGCUAAAUUAUAAGGUUGGCAAUACCCCUUAUAUCUAUCAGCUGAACAAAAGGAACAUGACAGAUGGCAGACCCCACAGGGUCAAUAUCACCAGAGAAAACCUUACCCUUUAUACCCAGGUGGACUUUUACCCAUUAGUGAGGAAUCAGUUCUACCUAUGGGAGGAUCGGAAGUUCGAUACACCAAAAGCUCUUUUUCUAGGAAGGGUAGUGGAGACUGGCAUCAUAGAUUCAGAGGUGCAGAAGUUUAACACACCAGGGUUUUCGGGAUGCCUGGCAGACGUGCGCUUUAACAAUAUUACCCCCAUCAGGGAUAUCUUCAGACCAUCUGAUUCAGUGGGUAUCAUCUCAGUGAAAGGCUCCCUGGUGGAGUCUAAUUGUGCAGCUAUGCCCAUGCAGAUUGUGCACAUCCCUUACGAUAUGGAUCCGUGGUACAUGGGUACAGUUUUCCCUCAUGUACAUGAUGAUGGCUUAGCAGGGAUCAUUGCAUUUACUGUGAUCUUCCUGUUCCUAAUUGCCAUUGCGGUACUCUUUUUGGUUUACCAUUUCUUCCAUCGUUACAAAGGCUCUUACCUUACCAAUGAGCCAAAAGCCAUAGAUGCUCCGAGUUCGUCAAAGCCUGGUUCUGUACGGAAAGAACAACCCCUGCCACAGAUUGAGGAGGAAGGGACAAAAGAAUAGCUACCCCGCUAGUGGAACCAAGAAACAGCAGCCAUUGGGUCUGGAAAUUUUUUUCUGGUUGCACGGCGAGCCCAAGAAACUGAAAAUGAUCAAAAGCUUGCAAUUAAAAAAAGAAGAAGCAAAAAGAGGGAGACUAGCACAUUCAUUUACUGCCACUUCAAACGUCUUUAUAUUUUGGCUGGGAAACAGGAAUUCACUCCCUUUUUGCAGGUUUAUCUUUGUAAUUUAAGCCAAGUGGAUAUAACUAUAUGUAUACAUAAAUAUGCCAGUAGACAAUACUGAUUCAAAUAUCCGGUCAGAAAAAAAUAUUUUUUACAUUCCUACCUCCCACCCUAUUUCUGGUGAAAUAUCUUUUUAUGUCAACAUUGGCGGCCAUUUUAAAGGAGAUAAGUAGCUGUCUAGAAAUAGUACGAAGGAUAUUGUCUGUUAUGCACCCCGUGGCCAUAAAGAAGCCUAUUCCUAGGCAGCUUCUUAUUUUGUUCUGUCAUCGGAUUAGAAUGCCCUAAGCCAUAAGGAACAUGUAAUAUAAAUCCAUAUAAAUGGUGCUUUGUGAUAUCGGUGUCAUGUGAUGCAUUGCUAUUUAUGUAUCAUGAGACAUAGGAACCCCUGCUAUAUUUGAAGAUCCAUGACCUGUACAAAAUCAUUUCACUGGCAGUGCAGUUAUAGACCUUCAUCAAUCAAUUAUUUUAAUAGGUGUUCCCUUAAAAACCUCUAAAUAAAGUUUAACACUGUAUAUAAAGUUGGCUUGGGAAAGGUAUGUUUUUAAGUAAGAUGGGAAAAUUCAUUUAAGAUUAGGAUAUUGAUACUGCCUUUGAUAUACAAUUCGCAGCAUCUGAUUGGUCAACAUCUGUUGGAAGAGAAAUGAAUCCAAGAAACCAAUGUCUCGCAUUGUCUGUCUCUGUUUUUUGAGACUUUUCUGCAUUUUGGGAGGAAAACAGAAGAUGUAUGAAUCUCUAUGAUCUCAAUAUUUGCUCAAAUGGUGCAUUUUUAUCUCUCAGAGUAUAUAUCUAUUUGAGCCAUCUAUUUAGGAUGGCUAUAUUACUUGUGUUUAGAAUGAAAAUGCAUCCGUGGUUCCCAAAACAAUAAAAUGAUGGUUUCAAAUUCUCGCCUGCCACAUUCAGUAUCAAUAAAUGUUUUUCUUUCUGCGGCUCCUAGUGGCUGCUGAUGAUAGCCGGCAUUACAAGAUGUCUGAAUACACUGCCAGAAACUACUUGUUAUAAACGUGGGUUAGUGGUGCUCGUAUUAGCACAGACAUAUCACGCAAAAAUCACUUAGUGGUGCUGUUAUUUGCUGACGUCUUUUGCCAGUUGUGGAGACUGGUUCAACCGAUAAAUUUUCUAACUAUAAACGCAGAUACAUUUAACCUCCAAUAAAAAACACUUUUAUUCUCUGAAGCCCACAGUCUAGAUCAGUGAUACCAACACGUUGCUCACCAUCCUAUUGGAUGGAAUUCUUGCUUUGUAGGAAAGUUUUAGUUGCAUAAAAACUAUGUCUACUUCCAAAUAGAACUUUUUUAGCCUGCCAGUCCACAUAGGGGCUACCGACAGCCAAUCACAGCCCAUAUUUGCCCCCCCCAGGAAUGCU
Xenopus laevis (African clawed frog) is the source of this 5722-nucleotide messenger RNA. RefSeq names its product contactin associated protein 1 L homeolog (gene cntnap1.L). The transcript has 24 exons. The record is from RefSeq and is a predicted model, not a curated record. Bases 158 to 4138 code for a protein of 1326 amino acids. Lineage: Eukaryota; Metazoa; Chordata; Amphibia; Anura; Pipidae. Gene Ontology annotation, cellular component: paranodal junction; membrane.